CCUUGCCUUCUAAUUUCUCCCUCUCCAGCCCCAGAACAAUGUCGAUGAGCCCUAAGCAUACGACUCCUUUUUCUGUUUCCGAUAUCUUGAGUCCCCUUGAGGAGAGCUAUAAGAAAGUAAGUAUGGAGAAUAACAACUUGGGGGCACCUCUCACUUCUUACCGGCAGCCGCAAGUCUCACAGGCGGCGAUGCAGCAGCACCACAUGGGCCAUAAUGGGACUGUGUCUGCGGCUUACCACAUGACUGCGGCAGGUGUUUCUCAGCUGUCACACACGGCCAUGGGGGGCUACUGUAACGGCAACCUGGGCAACAUGGGCGACCUGCCGUCUUACCAAGACGGCAUGAGGGGCAGCGCCACGGCAACCGGCUGGUACGGAGCCAACCCAGAUCCGCGUUUUUCCACCAUUUCCCGCUUCAUGGGCUCAUCAUCCGGGAUGAACAUGGGCAGCAUGGGCAGUCUCAGUUCCCUGGCAGACGUGGGUAAAGGCAUGGGCUCUCUGUCAACCACACCGAGGAGAAAGAGGCGAGUGCUGUUCUCCCAGGCGCAGGUGUACGAGCUGGAGCGACGCUUCAAGCAGCAGAAAUACCUGUCGGCGCCGGAGAGGGAACACCUGGCAAGUAUGAUCCACCUCACCCCGACCCAGGUGAAAAUCUGGUUCCAGAAUCACCGGUAUAAAAUGAAGAGGCAGGCAAAAGACAAAGCCUCCCAGCAGCAGAUGCAGCAGGAGAGCGGCUCCUGCCAACAACAGCAGCAGCAGUCACCUCGGAGAGUAGCUGUGCCGGUGCUGGUAAAGGAUGGGAAGCCGUGCCAAGGCAGCGGCCACACGCCCACAUCCUCCGCUCAGACGCACCACCAGCAAGGGGGCAAUGUCAUGAUUAUGUCUAACAACACGUCCGGCCUCGGCCAGCAUCAGAGCCAGCAGGUGGGAAGCACAGGUCACUCUCCAGACUUGGCGCAGCACUCCUCCAGUCCGCCCUCACUUCAGAGCCAAGUGGCCGGCCUCUCCCACCUCAACUCCCCCGCCGCAGAGUACGGCUCGGCCUUGCAGUGUUCAGCCCUGUUAUACGGCAGGACAUGGUGACAAGAGGCGCCGGCUAUGAUUUAAAUCUAAUUUUAAAAAAGAAAAGACAUUUUUAUGUUAAUGCUCGGCAAGUUUCACUGUAAAUGUGCGCACUUGAACAAGAACCGAGUGAAACCGACGCAGCUCUUCUUGAAUUUUUUCUCCUCCCCAUUUCGAAAGGAAGUGUGACUCUUGUGGAAGAAUCACUUGUUCACAAACUGCGGAUGUAAAAGUCUUGGGAUUUAUUUAUGUAAAUUAUAUUGACACAAAGGAAGAAUCAGCAGUCAAAUAGGCCCCAUAGUUGGGAUAACUA
This is a messenger RNA of Pundamilia nyererei, 1374 nucleotides long. It is a transcript of the gene nkx2-1, whose product is annotated as NK2 homeobox 1. The record is from RefSeq and is a predicted model, not a curated record. Gene Ontology annotation, biological process: regulation of transcription by RNA polymerase II; cell differentiation. Bases 39 to 1082 code for a protein of 347 amino acids. The transcript is spliced from 2 exons. Gene Ontology annotation, cellular component: nucleus. Gene Ontology annotation, molecular function: DNA-binding transcription factor activity, RNA polymerase II-specific; RNA polymerase II cis-regulatory region sequence-specific DNA binding. NCBI's taxonomy places the organism in Eukaryota, Metazoa, Chordata, Actinopteri, Cichliformes, Cichlidae.